AUGGCUGCUCGAUGGCUACCUAACAACGACGAGUUUUUCGAUGGACUGGUUAGACUGUUAGAAGUAUCAGAAAGUAAUCUAAACUCAACAUCAUAUGAUAAUUGUGAAUUUUUAUUUCGUCGACUUGAUGCUCACGAGAGAACUUUGUCAACUCUGCUUAGUAGAAUUGAAUAUACUUAUCAAGGAAUCGCUGAAGCAGUGAAUGUUAUUCGUGACUUACAAACCUUAUUGAAUCGAACAUCAAACUUUAGAAGCCAUUUCCAAAGACGAUUUUUCCUUAGUGUUGAAAGAGAAGGGAAUGAAUUGACGCCAUUAACUACUAACCUACAAAGAGAUCAAUAUGGAGGUCGUGGAAGACCAAAACAUCAUGUAUCUCGUGAUCAGCUCCAGGCACUUAAUGUAGAUGCGGGGUUUAGUUGGAGCGAAAUUGCUAGAACUUUGGGAAUUUCGGAAAGGACAUUGCGUAGAAGGCGCCAUGAACUUGGUAUGUCUGUAGAAGGAAGGGUGUUCCCCAAUCUUUCUGACAAUGAAUUAGAUGAUUAUGUUCGUCAAAUACUAACGGUGACACCUGGUGCAGGCCUGAGGAUGGUCCAAGGAGCAUUAAAGCAACGCAGUCUAGAAGUACAGAGGGAUCGUGUUCUCCAGUCACUACGCAGGGUUGACCCUGUGACAACUUCAUUGCGAAAUGGUAGACAGAUUAUUAGAAGAACGUACAAUGUUCCAUGCCCCAAUGCACUAUGGUAAGUAAGCGUUAGAUGUAUGGAUAAGCACUUUUAAUUCCACAUCAACACCUGUCCAUUUGAAGAACCUGUUGGUAGGUCCUCUGUUAUAUAUAUUAAUAGAGUGGGGUGGGGUUGAAAUCAACUAUCUGGUACCUUUUAGGGUGGGUUAAUUGGUACUUAGUUCCUUCAUUAGUGAUUAAGAACAGAGGAAAAAGGUCUGGAUUGAGAAGACUUCCUGUCUCACACUCUUGAAAAUAUGUGAAAUUCUACAUUAUGGACUGAUCAAUAGGCUAUUAAUAUUUGCACAAUGGCGUCAUUUUACUACUAUGACCAGAAUGCUUUUCAUUUUCCUUUCAUAUUUAAAUUUUGUAAUCCUAGUGAUGUUUACAAAACAAAAGCCUUUAUUUGCACAAGAAAGCAAAACCCUGAAGGAUUCUGGUCGUAGUAGUAAAAUGAUGUGAUAGUGCAAAUGGCCUAUUCUUACAUCACAGAGGGAGGCCUAGUUUUUAGAGGGGAUACAUUUUCCAAACAUUAGAUGACUUGAGGGAUAUUAUUAUUGGGGGACAUUUUGCGACCCUGAGAAUUUGGAAAAAAAAUACCCCCCAUUUCUGAUCGGAGUCCAACCUGGUAGGUCCAUCCCCUUGAGCAAAAUAUUAUCUAGUAUGGCCCAUCUACUGAUAUGUAUUUUCAUAUGUUUAUUUUUUAUUUCAAGCCUUUAAAUUACUGAUAUUGUAUAGAAAUCGGUUGAGACUAUGAGCUAUAGAGCAUGACAAAUUUGCUCUUCAUUAAUAUUGAAAACAGUUUCUGGGAGCAUCCUUAAGAGGGAGAUAAAUUAUUAUUCCCUCUUGCGUUCAUUAUUUCAUUGCAGGCACAUAGACGGAAAUCACAAAUUGAUAGAACCGUACCGAAUAGUAAUACAUGGUGGCAUAGAUGGCUUCUCCAGAUUGGCCGUUUAUCUAAAUGCGUCAACAAACAACAGAGCCACAACUGUAUUUCCCUAA
Molecule: messenger RNA, 1723 nt
Organism: Porites lobata
Lineage: Eukaryota; Metazoa; Cnidaria; Anthozoa; Scleractinia; Poritidae
Source: the annotation of a GenBank genome assembly